GUGAUUGAGCAUGUAACAUCUGCUGUGAUGACGAGGGCUGCGAGGGAGGGAACUUCCCACCAUUACCGGGACUGCCACCCAUAAGCAUCAAGGCGUCCAUAGCGUCUUGCUCGGCCUGCUGGGUCGGCAUCGUCGAGCGUACUUGCGCUGGUCGAGACUUUGGUGUUGAGGGGACUUGAGCAGGCGGAGAUGAGGCUGACGGACGCCUGUAGAUGGCGCUGUUCUGCGAAGAGCCAUUGACGGCUGUGCUCGAAUCUGGCAGGGACCAGGACACCAUGCCGGCUCCGGAGCGUCGUUUUGAGGGUGGUGAGCGGAUGUCUAUCGGCGCACUGGACGAUGGCGGUGAAGCAGCCAUACGUGGGUGCAAGGCUGCAGCCAACUUCUCGACCUCGUUGAUGUUGCGAUGCUCCCAGCCAUGUUGUACUUUGACCAUGGCAUACGCGAGUCGCGUUUUGAGCGCAGCAGCAGCCUGAUACGUCGCGUCAGUGGGGCUCUCCCUCAAGGUACUGCGCGAACUCACCUCGCCGGCCUUGCUACCAGACGAGCUCACGCUCUCGGCGCGUGGCCUUUGAUCGGCGGGAGUGUCGACAACUUUGAGCAGGCCACUUGCUGUUCUCUUGUGUCUCGUUGGACUGUUCAAAGAGUCCGUCUGGGAUUGCGAGCUGUCUUCUGGAGUGCGCACUUGGCUACUCGACUGCGACGCGUCGUUCUGGUCAUUGUCCUUCGGCACAACCGGCGAUACCGGUUGAGAUGGCUCAGUACCGACAAGAUCGAUACUCGAGCAUUCGCGUCGCGGGGUUUACGGCGGCCGAGGCGGAUGGGCCUGACGGAUGCAUCUCGAAGUCUUUACCCACUCCAGGCACUGGUAUACUCAAAUCUGGCCUCGAAGAUGCGGCCAGUGUCUCCAUGGCUCUGUGUAGAAAUGAUUCGGUUGUCGCGACUUGGAGAGCACAGAUAUCAAUUCAACAUUGUCGCGGUGAUGCAACUAUUCAGACGACGCGACUGCUCCACUUCCCACUCACCACGCGUUGCGCACCGACCAUGCAACCGUUGAGACCGCCCGGAUCCCGAAGGGACCCUGCCUAUCUUGCCAACCUUCUUGAACACCAGGAGACGGAGUAGACUCCAGCAUCGUAACCAGGAGAUGCGGACUUAGCUUAUACAAAAUCUCAAUGUACUUGCAUCAAGGUGCCACCUUGGUAAUCUGGCUUUCUUGCACUUGGCAGCACUCAAACCAGCGACGUAUUCGCCUAGUGACCACAUAUCUUGGCACUGGAUGCAACCACAAGAGUCGACGAGA
This is a messenger RNA of Aureobasidium subglaciale EXF-2481, 1300 nucleotides long. RefSeq lists its product as uncharacterized. Bases 404 to 1054 code for a protein of 216 amino acids. The transcript is spliced from 3 exons. NCBI's taxonomy places the organism in Eukaryota, Fungi, Ascomycota, Dothideomycetes, Dothideales, Saccotheciaceae. The record is from RefSeq and is a predicted model, not a curated record.